AUGCUGCAGACUCACCGGCCCCAGUUAGGCUGGAUCCCACCGGGCCGGGAGGAUCCUCAGAUCCUGACCGCUCCGGGAGACGGAAGCCGUAGAAGGGUCGGCACACUGACAACCAGGGAGAAGAAGAGACCACGCACACGGCCAUACAUUCCUCGUUCGCGGAAGGGGAAGCCGUCCUGGGCUCGCAGCGCUGCUUCCCGGGGCGGCUGUCAGGACCUAAAGCCCAGCCGCCAGGAGCAACCGAGUCGCAAUCAGUGCUGGGCCACCGAGCUGGCGGCCCAAGGGGAAUCGCAGAGUCCUGAGAAUCUCUCCAGCACCUCUGUGUCAACUCCAGAAGUAUUUAAGAUAAACUUUAUAUUUCCAAAUGGGGACAAGUAUGAUGGGGACUGUACAAGAACAUCUUCUGGAGUCUUUGAGAGAAAUGGAAUAGGUAUUCAUACCACUCCUAAUGGGAUUGUCUACACAGGAAGCUGGAAAGAUGACAAGAUGAAUGGUUUUGGAAGACUUGAACAUUUUUCAGGAGCAGUGUAUGAAGGACACUUUAAGGACAAUAUGUUUCAUGGAUUGGGGACUUAUACAUUCCCAACUGGGGCAAAGUACACUGGAAAUUUCAAUGAAAAUAGGGUGGAAGGUGAAGGACAAUAUACUGAUAUCCAAGGACUAGAAUGGUGUGGUAACUUCCAUUUCAAAGCUGCUCCAGGCCUAAGACUAAAGCUGCACAUGUAGAUAUUCUGCAGUGAUCUUUUAAUGUAGUAAUUCAAGCUUUUAGCUGUAAGGAAAACAACUAAAUCUGUCAUCUGAAAUAACUUCAUACACUACCUACAUAUUAUAAUUUUGCCAAUAAAACCAUCACUCACUUA
This is a messenger RNA of Phacochoerus africanus (Common warthog), 860 nucleotides long. RefSeq names its product MORN repeat containing 2 (gene MORN2). The transcript is spliced from 6 exons. NCBI's taxonomy places the organism in Eukaryota, Metazoa, Chordata, Mammalia, Artiodactyla, Suidae. Bases 1 to 726 code for a protein of 241 amino acids. The record is from RefSeq and is a predicted model, not a curated record.